This is a messenger RNA of Carya illinoinensis, 634 nucleotides long. Its product is annotated as E3 ubiquitin-protein ligase RGLG2-like. The record is from RefSeq and is a predicted model, not a curated record. The coding region runs from base 108 to 407 and encodes 99 amino acids. Lineage: Eukaryota; Viridiplantae; Streptophyta; Magnoliopsida; Fagales; Juglandaceae. The transcript has 3 exons.
UUCUUGGGGACAAUGGAUCAUGAUUAAUAAUAACGUCGACUUGCAGGUCUAGCGCGCCUAAAUAUGGCUUCUUCAUCACUUACGCACAGCUACCGAUCAACCACAGCAUGAAAAGAUUGCAGGAAAUCAUGAUAUUUUGUGGAGCACUUGUGCAGCUGCAACAAAGUGGCCGGCCGGGAAGAGAGCAUGGAUCGGAGAUGAUCUGUAGUACUGACUUGUGUGGGGACUAUACGAGAUCAGUAACUUCUGAUGAUGAAGAUGAUCAUGUCUGCCCCAUUUGCCUGACAAAUCCAAAGAACCUUGCUUUUGGAUGUGGUCAUCCGACUUGCAAGGAUUGCGGUGUGAACCUAUCAUUGUGCCCCAUGUGUCGGGAGCCCAUAACAACACGCCUGCGACUCUUUACUUGAUUGCUUUCCUCGGUAUUGAAUGCUUGAAUGUCUACGAGGACAUGAAUAAAAGUCCUACAGCAACACCAACAUUGUUCUGUUGUUCAUAACUUUCCCAUUUGAAAAUAUUUAAAUUGUUUAAAACUAUAUAGAACGGGCUGGGGAUGCUAUGUCAGAUUUUAGAACCAUUUGUUCAUGAAUAAUUGAUCCUAUAAAGGUUAUAUAUAUAGAUGUUAAUUUUAUGUUGA